AGCAGCAGGAGCAUAGCCAUGCCAGGGCAGCGACCCACGACACCGUGCCAUCCUGCAAUGCUGCUGAUGCUGCUGACGCUCUCGUGGCUGCCGUCGGGAGGAGCCCUAUCUCUGGCCCAGGAGCACCUUCCAGCCUUCCCAGGACCCUCAGAAGUGCACUCCAGUCCGAAUGCCUCCAGAUUGCAGGAGCUCCGGAAAAGAUAUGAAGAUUUGCUGACUAGGCUUCGAGGGAACCAAACUUGGGAAGACUCGAACCCCGACCUCAGCCCUGCCACUCAAGUCCAGAUACUCACCCCAAAGCUAACACUUGGACCAGGCGGCCACCUGCACCUGCGCAUCCCUCCGGUCAACCUGACUAAGGGGCUCCCUGCAGCCUCCCGCCUCCAUCAGGCCCUGCUCAAACUGUCCCUGCCAGAGUCGAGAUCGUGGGAUGUGACGCGACUGCUGCAGCGUCACAUUGGCAGCGUCGGAGUGUCCCGGGCGUCUGCACUGGGCCUGCACCUGCUGCCGCCUUCCGCUCGGUGGCUGGCUGCAUCACCUUCUGCACAGCUCCGGCUAGAGCUGCAGUGGAGGCCAAGCGCCCGCAGGGGACGCCGCAGCGCGCCCGCGCGCGCCCGGGACGGCUGUCCGCUUGGGGAGGGGCGAUGCUGCCGCCUACAGAGCUUGCGUGUAUCGCUCGAAGACUUGGGCUGGUCGGACUGGGUGAUUGCGCCGCGGGAGCUGGACGUGCGCGUGUGCAGCGGUGCGUGCCCAAGCCAGUUUCGGUCGGCUAACAGGCAUGCCCAAAUGGUGGCGCGUCUGCACCGCUUGAAGCCUGGGCUUGCUCCUGCACCAUGCUGCGUUCCCUCCAGCUACGAGCCGGUGGUACUCUUGCACCGGGAUAGCGAGGGCCAUGUGUCCCUCACGCCCUACGAGGACCUCGUGGCCAACGACUGCCACUGCUUAUGAGCUGACCUAGGCCUUCACUUGCGGCACGUGUGCAAUGGAGGUGACCUCAGCCCUUGCCUGUUGAAUGAAAUACGCUAGUGGGACCUGAAGUACCCCAUCAUAACCACUGCCGUCUGUGGCCUCCCGCCUACACUGCUGUAUUUAUAAGUUGGUAUUUAUUACUAAUUUAUUGGGGUUACCGGCCUGGGGACCGAAGGGCUUGGGGAGGACUGGGCCAGCAAAGUGUGCAGUUAUUUAAACUCUGGUUAAUAAAAAUGAAGCUAUCUGA
Phyllostomus discolor (pale spear-nosed bat) is the source of this 1216-nucleotide messenger RNA. It is a transcript of the gene GDF15, whose product is annotated as growth differentiation factor 15. Gene Ontology annotation, cellular component: extracellular region. Gene Ontology annotation, molecular function: cytokine activity; growth factor activity. The record is from RefSeq and is a predicted model, not a curated record. The transcript is spliced from 2 exons. Bases 19 to 948 code for a protein of 309 amino acids. Gene Ontology annotation, biological process: SMAD protein signal transduction. NCBI's taxonomy places the organism in Eukaryota, Metazoa, Chordata, Mammalia, Chiroptera, Phyllostomidae.